CGCCGCCGCCCCCUGCUCGGCUGCUUCGGUUCCUUCGGUAAGUACCGGAACCGAACCGAACUACCCGAAACCGAAGUUGCCCGGUUCCUGCCUCUAAAAACAACCGAUCGGUACCUAUUAUCUAGGAACCGAAGUUCUGUAGGAACCGUUCCUCCCGAAUGCCCAGCCCGACUCUGUGCGCCUGCACCACCCGACGCCCCACGCGGCUACCGCUGGUACUACUGCCACACUCGGGUUUCAGGAGGAAUAAGCAACGGUGAGCCGGAAUAUGGCGGAGGCAGCGAACGGGAAGCAGGAUGCCAAGAGGACAGGACUGGAAGGAAUGGGCCUGCCGCUACAAGGCGGUUCCCACGGCAACCUUCACAGUGCUGGCAACGACCAACAGCUGAGGCAGAUGCUCGAUUCGCUCAAAUCCUCCAAGUCCCCUGCUGUGAUCAACUAUGGUGCCUCAUGGUGUCGCGUUUGCAGUCAGAUUCUUCCAUCCUUCUGCAAGUUCAGCAAUGAAUUCAAGAAUCUUAAAUUCAUCUAUGCGGAUAUUGAUGAGUGCCCUGAAACAACACAAAGCAUACGCUACACCCCAACCUUCCAUUUCUAUCGAGAUGGAGAAAGGGUCGAUGAGAUGCUUGGCACAGGAGAAGAGAGAUUACAUGAUCGGCUAUGGUUGCAUUCUUGAUGGUUAUUUGUCACUGGCUUCUGUUGCCACUGUUUUCAUGAACCGUUUAUGCUGAAUGUUGCUUGUAUUUUUUUUUUUCAAUUCCUGUAACUAGUAACAGAGUUCUAUUGCCAAACACAAUCAUUUGGAGAGCUUUUGUCUUUUGGCCAUAUUUACACUAUGCUGCAUA
This is a messenger RNA of Panicum hallii, 842 nucleotides long. RefSeq names its product thioredoxin-like 3-3. The coding region runs from base 269 to 673 and encodes 134 amino acids. Lineage: Eukaryota; Viridiplantae; Streptophyta; Magnoliopsida; Poales; Poaceae. The record is from RefSeq and is a predicted model, not a curated record. The transcript is spliced from 4 exons.